AUGUCAGCACCGUCCAUCCCCAAUCUCCUCUCUCUCCGGGGCAGAGGCGGUCGGGGCCGAGGCCGAGGCCGGGGACGCGGAGGCUCUGAACCCGGCUCCAAAGCCGCUGCUUCUCACGAUUCCAUCAUCCAGGGAACAGAUACCGAUGCCGCCGUGUCCAGGCUGAGCGCCGUCGAUUUGGGCUAUCUGAGCGACCCAUAUGCGCGGUAUUUUGUCUCUGCUCUCGAUGGCCCGCCAGCAAGACGAUUUCCCAUCAUUAACCGAGGAACAUACACACGUACAACAGCCAUAGAUACUCUGGUGCACUCGUUUCUUGCGGGAUCUCAAGGUGAAGAGCAAACGAAGCAGAUCGUGUCCUUAGGUGCCGGCACCGACACUCGGCCUUUUCGGCUCUUUAGCCAACAGGGCUAUCCACAGCUCAUCUACCAUGAGAUUGACUUCCCGGUAACAAGCGCCAAGAAGCUCAAGACGGUCGAAGCAGUGCCACCCUUGGCCGGCAUCUUGACCAACCGCUCAACAGGAGAUAGCGGUAUUGAUUGGUCGAGCCAGCCUUCCAACGGUCAGUACUUCUGCCACGGACUGGAUAUUCGCCGCUUGUCGCCCACGGCUACCGAAAAUUUGCCUAGUCUCCGUACCGACGUUCCCACUCUCGUCUUAUCAGAGUGCUGCCUCUGCUACCUCUCCCAAGAAGAGUCGGAUGGCGUGCUGCAGUAUUUCUCUUCCCGGAUACCCAAUGUAGCUGUUGUCAUCUACGAGCCGAUCCAUCUGGGAGAUCCCUUCAGUGAGACAAUGAUAUCGAACCUGGCGGCAAGGAACAUCCAUAUGCCUAGCCUCGACCGACGCAGAGACGAAGGAGAGGAAGCAGCUCGGUUGAAGCGGUUAGGGUAUGAGAACACCCGUCAGUUGACCAUUGACCGCUUAUGGAGCAAAUGGGUCCACGAGGAUGAGAAAGAAAGGGUUGAUAGGCUUGAAGGACUCGAUGAGGUUGAGGAGUGGCAGCUGCUUGCUGGACACUACGCGGUUGUCUGGAGUUUCAGGGGGAACGGAUUCGAGGGAUGGAGGGGCCUUGGAUAA
Messenger RNA from Trichoderma citrinoviride, 1074 nucleotides. RefSeq names its product S-adenosyl-L-methionine-dependent methyltransferase. The coding region runs from base 1 to 1074 and encodes 357 amino acids. The record is from RefSeq and is a predicted model, not a curated record. Gene Ontology annotation, molecular function: protein C-terminal leucine carboxyl O-methyltransferase activity. Gene Ontology annotation, biological process: C-terminal protein methylation. The transcript is spliced from 2 exons. NCBI's taxonomy places the organism in Eukaryota, Fungi, Ascomycota, Sordariomycetes, Hypocreales, Hypocreaceae.